UUCAAUUCGCGCCAAGACUUCCGACCGUUGCUGCCACAUUGAGCAUCAACAUUCGGCCACCUCUUUCUUCACUGUUUCACCUCUCCUCCCCUUGAUCUCCCCAGAAUUCCAGAACUCCUGCCAUUCGGAUCUCCUUCAUGAUGGCGUCGACAUCCUCGACCUCAUGGCUAUCCUCCUUCUUGGCCUUCUGCGCCAUCCUGUGCCUCUCGGUGCCUGUUAACGCCCUCUACUUCUAUAUCGAUGGACGUCAACCCAAAUGCUUCUUCGAGGAGCUUCCCAAGGACACAUUAGUUGUCGGAACCUACUCCACUCAGGUCAUCAACCAACAGUCGAACACGUACUCCGUUGAUCCCAGCCUGAAGAUGCUCAUUACUGUCGACGAGACCUUCGACAACGACCACCGGGUUGUCUCCAAGCGCGAUGGCCACUCUGGUCGCUUCACCUUCUCCGCCGCUGAUGCCGGCCAGCACAGAAUUUGUGUGACCGCCGAGACGAGUGCCGCGACCGGCGGCUGGCUGUCGGGUGCCCCCGCGGGCGCUGUCAAGGUGACUCUAGACAUAGCCAUCGGAGAGACCAGCAAGAUCGAGACGGAAGACAAGGGCAAGAUCCAGGACAUCGUCCAGAAGGUGAAGGAUCUCAACGGUCGGUUGCAAGAUAUCCGGAGAGAGCAGGUGUUCCAGCGGGAACGUGAGGCCGAAUUCCGUGACCAGUCUGAAGCUACCAACUCCCGUGUUGUCCGGUGGACCCUGAUUCAAGUGGCUGUCCUGUCCGCUGCCUGCGCCUGGCAACUGUCUCACCUCCGCUCGUUCUUCAUCAAGCAGAAGCUGACAUAAGGGACGAGGGCAUGGAGAAAGGGAUAAGAGGGAAAAGAAGGUGCAGUUGUUGUCCGGCGUACCUUGUAUAUGGGGUUACAUUUGAGUUCAUUUUUACCUUGAUCGUCUAUCUCUUUGGUUCAUCCGAAACAAAUCAAUGGAACUUUAUGACAAUUUUGGAUGUAUCUGUGGGCUGGAUGGUCGUUCUCAGUUUCUGGCCGUAGGCUCAGUUUUGUUGCUGGGAUGGCUUGUUUAAUGUGGGACAUGAAGACUGGAAUAUGCCUAUUAUGCCUGCCUUUCUAGUAUUAUAUGAUGCGAAUGAGUCGAUUGAUAGAUAUGGAUGUGAUGACCUGCUCUAUGUGUAUCUCUGUCCAAUGUAUGUUCAUCAAGCGAGUAUGAUAGAGCAUAAGUGAUUUAUUUAAUAUGGAACCAACCCAAUUGCCAUUAUCAUUGAACUGCUAUGUAUGUGUCUAUGUGCCUCUUAUGCUUCUUCUAUUUAGUGGGUGAUCUUUUUUUUUCUUUCUUUCUUGGUUUCCCUGGUCUCUUUGGCUCUCCAAGUCAUGAUCAUUAUUGUUGACGGUAUAUCGUUCGUUAAGUACAUCAGACCAGCA
This is a messenger RNA of Aspergillus caelatus, 1423 nucleotides long. RefSeq names its product emp24/gp25L/p24 family protein. The record is from RefSeq and is a predicted model, not a curated record. The transcript is spliced from 3 exons. Bases 138 to 833 code for a protein of 231 amino acids. NCBI's taxonomy places the organism in Eukaryota, Fungi, Ascomycota, Eurotiomycetes, Eurotiales, Aspergillaceae. Gene Ontology annotation, biological process: intracellular protein transport; Golgi organization; endoplasmic reticulum to Golgi vesicle-mediated transport. Gene Ontology annotation, cellular component: endoplasmic reticulum-Golgi intermediate compartment; COPII-coated ER to Golgi transport vesicle; Golgi apparatus.